AUGCGAGACAGUUGUAGGGGCCCCCUGGGAGCCGCGCCUGCCACGCCGCCAAAUGGCGGAGCGCCAGUGCGCGAGCGCGAGUGCGCGUGCUGCCAACUGGCGGCAACGAAACUGGGAACCUCGUCGUCCUCCACCACCCCGCCACAGCUCCACCACCACCAGCCAGGCGAGGGAAAAGGGGAGAGGGAGGAGGGCGGCGGGAGGAGACACCCCGGGGGGGGGGCAGCCGGGAGGGCGACAGGACGACGGCGACGACAGGAGACGACGAGGGCGACGCCGACGAGAAGCAACGGCGACGACGACGACGACGGCGAGGGCGACGAAGACGAAGGCGACGGCGACGAAGACGACAACGACGGCGACAGCGGCGGCGAACGCAGCGACGACGACGACAGCCAAAGGACACGCAACGCGCAUUUCCAGAAGCGAAAAAAGGAAGCGAGUGCCCGGGGCGCGCGCGGCUAG
Prorocentrum cordatum is the source of this 465-nucleotide messenger RNA. NCBI's taxonomy places the organism in Eukaryota, Dinophyceae, Prorocentrales, Prorocentraceae. The record is from the annotation of a GenBank genome assembly.